Bacillus rossius redtenbacheri is the source of this 1095-nucleotide messenger RNA. It is a transcript of the gene nero, whose product is annotated as deoxyhypusine hydroxylase. Bases 133 to 1047 code for a protein of 304 amino acids. Gene Ontology annotation, biological process: peptidyl-hypusine biosynthetic process. Gene Ontology annotation, molecular function: deoxyhypusine monooxygenase activity. The record is from RefSeq and is a predicted model, not a curated record. NCBI's taxonomy places the organism in Eukaryota, Metazoa, Arthropoda, Insecta, Phasmatodea, Bacillidae. The transcript is spliced from 3 exons.
CAAUAUUUGGUUGCUAUUGUUAAUGUUUACCGAUUCUUUAUCUAUGAUGAGGUUACGUCAAAUGAGAUUUUACUGCUUGCAGUUAUCUAUAAUUUAAUAUUAAAGGUUAUUGUGGAAGGUAACGGACAAAUUAUGUGCGGUUUUUCAGUAGAAAAAAUAAAGGCAAUAGGUAAAGUUCUAAACAAUCCGAAUCGACCAUUAAAAGAACGAUUUAGAGCAUUAUUCACUUUAAAGAACAUAGGAGGGGAUGCUUCUAUUGAAUGUAUAAGGCAGUGCUUCAAUGACUCGUCUGUACUGUUGAAACACGAGCUGGCAUACUGCUUGGGACAGAUGCAAGACAAAAGCGCCGUACCGAUAUUGAAGUCCGUGUUGGAGAACAGGGAGCAAGAGCCUAUGGUUAGGCACGAGGCAGCUGAAGCGCUGGGUGCAAUUGGCUCCCCCGACCUGCUCGGGUUCUUGGAGGCGUUCCUGGACGAUCCGGUCGUGGAAGUGAAGGAGACUUGUCAGCUUGCCGCGGAGCGCCUCAGGUGGCUGGCCGACCCAGGCCGCAGCUCGGAGAGGCUGUCCCUGAACCCGUACUCGUCCGUGGACCCGGCCCCUCCCGCAGUGGAGGCUGACGUGGGCGCCUUGAAGGCAGUGCUGCUGGACAACGGCAAGCCCCUGUUCGAGAGAUACCGCGCCAUGUUUGCCCUCAGGAACCUCCACACGGAGGCCAGCGUCCUCGCGCUGGCAGAAGGUUUGUGCACAGGCAGCGCACUCUUCCGCCACGAGGUGGCGUUCGUUCUGGGCCAGCUGCAGAGUGCGGCGAGUGUGCCCCACCUGGUGCGCACCUUAGAGGACCGCUCGGAGAACGAGAUGGUGCGGCACGAGGCAGCGGAGGCCUUGGGGGCCGUGGCCUCUCCCGAGUGCCUUGAGGUGCUGGGACGCUACCUGCGCGACGAGGCGCGCGUGGUGCGCGAGAGCUGCGAGGUGGCCCUCGACAUGUGCGAGUACGAGAACAGCCUCGAGUUCCAGUACGCCGACACCCUGGUCCAGAUGGCCUGCUAACCGUCGCUGCUUUCUGCUGUCGUGUAAAUAAAGUGUGUGUUCACUCCA